AGUCCUGCGCCCUCUACAACAUUCAUUUUGUUUUCUCCCUAAAGAAAUACACAACCUUCUACUUGUGUUGAUAUUUUAAUAAAUAUAUAUAUAUUUGUUUUUUUUUCCGCUGUAGUUGUCGAGUAUAUCGCUGUUUGUUUUUAUUAUUAUUGUUUUUUGAUUGUUCGAGUACCGUGCACAUACUGGAAAAGCAAUCUCGAGUGGUGCUCUCGUGCUCUGUUGUUGGUGUGUGCGUAUCUCUCUCUGUCUCUCUCCGCGUCGCACGUUCAUCUCUUCUCUUCUUCUCUCUUCCUCGGGUGUAUCCUCCACGUUCGUGGAACGUCAGCGCAACACGCCUGCGAAGAUGGUCGAGGUUCCGCGCAACUUCCGCCUCUUAGAGGAGUUGGAGGCGGGCGAGAAGGGCACCGGCAGCAACCAGAACGUGUCGGUCGGUCUGCGCGAUACGUCGGACAUUUACUUCCACUUCUGGAACGGCACGAUUGUCGGCCCCCCUAGCACCACCUUCGAGUACCGCAUCCUCUCCCUUGAAAUUUACUGCGACGAGAGCUACCCGAAGGUGCCGCCGCACAUCCGAUUUCUCAGCAAGGUGAACCUCCCGUGCGUCGACCCGGAUGGCACCGUGAACCGCAGCAAGUUUCUCCUCUUUAAGAACUGGGACCGCCGCACCACCAUGGAGACGUGCCUGUCGGAGCUGCGGAAGGAGAUGGCAUCCCCGGCCAACCGCAAGCUGCCACAGCCGCCGGAGGGCUCCGUCUACUAA
Leptomonas pyrrhocoris is the source of this 760-nucleotide messenger RNA. Its product is annotated as ubiquitin-conjugating enzyme-like protein. The transcript has a single exon. The record is from RefSeq and is a predicted model, not a curated record. Lineage: Eukaryota; Euglenozoa; Kinetoplastea; Trypanosomatida; Trypanosomatidae. The coding region runs from base 344 to 760 and encodes 138 amino acids.